ACUAAACAAGAACAGUUACUGGACUAAACAAGAACAGUUACUGGACUAAACAAGAACAGUUACUGGACUAAACAAGAACAGUUACUGGACUGAACAAGAACAGUUACUGGACUGAACAAGAACAGUUACAAGAUUUAAGAUGAAGUUAUAUUGUGGUGGGUUGGUAGGUAUGGUAUGGUCAUGGGCUCUACUAAUGGGGCAUCUCCUACCUGCUUACUCUAUACCCAUGGGCAUCACGACCGGGUAUCCCACAGGAGAGACACUACCAGCUUACCAGUCAACCACAACUACCACAAUUGCUGAGUACACAGAGUGCAUAGAGGACGACUAUGGGACGGUACUCAAGGCUGGUAGUACAGAGAGGUGCAAGAAGGUGGUUCAAAUCGACCCUUCCGGGUGUCACCUAGACGACCCUAUAACCACCUUCAUCCUGGUCGACACCGACGCUGACCCAGGCUCUGUCACCCACCAGCCUCACCAGGUCGUAAGUGACAGCGAAGCAGAGUUGUACCUACAAGAGACGCAAGCUGGGUCGUACGACAUCUACUGCUACGACGGACGUAACUAUACUACCAACACACAAUAUCGCGUCAACGUUGGAUACGAGCCAGAGGACUUGAGGGACUGGAGAUGCGCCUCUUUUAACUGGGAGACACUGGUGUGUAGGUGGCUGGUGACUGAUAACCCUGUCAAGACUGUCACCUUCCCCUACCUGGCUACCUCUGCUACACCCAGAGAGUGUCAUUGUGAGGUACCUACGUGCCCUGAGGUACCUACGUACGUUGAUGGGGCUCCUAAAUACACUGAUGGGGUUCCUAUGUACACUGAGGCACCUAUGUACCUUAAUGAGGCUGCUACGUACUCUAAUGGGGUUCCUACGUACACCGAUGGGACUCCUAUUUAUCCUAAGGCACCUACUUACCCUGAUGAUAUAUAUACGUACCCUGAGGCAUCUACGUAUCCUGCUGCACCUGCGUACCCUGAGACAUCUACGUAUCCUGAUGCACCUGCGUACCCUAAUGGGGCACCUACCUGCUUCCUCACCUGCUGCACCUGGACGCAGGAUUCGGGAUACGAACCUACCUAUCCUAACCUAUCAAUGGUGUUCCUACGUAGGAACGCCCUGGUACCUAAUGACCUCACCUUUUAUCAUCAUGCUGACUACCUGGGGGCCACGGGACAGUGCCAGGGUCCCAAGUGUGAGACAGUGGUCCAGCUGGACCACUGGUGGACCCAGUAUACACUCAGGGUUCGUCUACGAUCAGGCGCGGCCACCAUGACCCUGAUGGACGAUGGUUGGUGGUCUGAUUGGUCGCCUCUGAGUGUUUUAACACCAACCUCAUUACCUGAAGUGGCACCUGCAGUAGGACCUGGCACCUUCCUGGUCACCUUCAGGUCACCACUACGUGACCUCACCUUCACCUGGCGACCUGUCCCUACCCUCCUUCACAAUGCUCCUGACUUCACCUAUUUCGUCAGCGCCUCUGUCAGCACUACUAGGGUCACAGUCACAAAUGCUACUGUGAAAGGCACCUGUUUCACCUUUGCUAACCUCUCCAGUAGUCAGUCUUAUAGGUUGGAGGUCGUGGGUCAGAACAGUGAGGGUAUAGGUCAUGAGAGGUCGUGGGUACUAGUGUGGGCAGCCAGGGACAUGCCCCAGGUACCCAUCCUUCCCGUUGUUAUAAUACACCAACUACAAGAACAGCAGCUAUUGUAUGAGCUCAGGUGGAGCAGCAGUGGCGCGGGACACGGGUACACAGUGUACCUGUGUAGUGGUCACCUGGGCACCUCACACACCUGUCAGGCUGCCAUCUACUGGCUUGCACUGGGUGAGCUGACAUCUGUCAACCUCACCCUGGCUGACUUCAACCUGACGGAUGCUGAUGGAGGUUCUGGAGUGAUAUUUGGAGUGUCAGUGGAGGUUGUGGAGUCAGGGGCCUCCAGUGGUAUGUCCUGGGAUAUAUGUACCACUCCCAGGGUAUACUCCACCGCCCUCACGCCACCUACUGUAGAUACCCCAGUUGUUAUGUCAGAGGGCAAAGUGAGGAUGCCCUGGGCACUGGACUGUGAUGCUUGGGCAGGUGUAGUGCUGGCACUGGAGGUCACCUACUGCCCUGGGCAUUAUACCUUCCCCUGGGAGUGCCAAGGUGAAGUGCAGGUGGAGAGUGAGGUGUGGCUAGGUGAGGUCGAGGUGAGGCACCUAGAACCUGAUACACUGUACACAGUAUGGUUGAGAGUCACCUAUCGUGCUGGAACCUCACAGUGGUCACCUGCCCAGUAUUUUACCACUGAUAACUCACCUGUGAAAGUGGUAUGGUGGAUGGUGGUAGUGAUGGUGGUGGUAGGCCUUUCAUCUGUGGUGAUUCUGGUGACCCUCAUCAGAUGCGCAGUAAGGAACUUAUCAGUCACUAUGGACGACAUACACAGAGACAUACACAUCCCUGAGGGGUUGAUCUCCUACAACACACCAAACUCGGUCACAGACGGGAGAAACAGUGUGGGAGAAACCUUGGCCGAUGUUUCGACCCUUUCUGAACCAUCCUCAAGACACCAGUGAAGAAUUAUUAUCAUUAUUAUAAUUAUUAUUAUAAUAAAUUUUCUGUCAAUAAUAAUAAUAAUAAUAAUAAUAAUAAUAAUAAUAAUAAAUACGAUAAUUA
Messenger RNA from Cherax quadricarinatus, 2657 nucleotides. The record is from RefSeq and is a predicted model, not a curated record. NCBI's taxonomy places the organism in Eukaryota, Metazoa, Arthropoda, Malacostraca, Decapoda, Parastacidae.